GCCCCCCAAGGCAAUAAUCAAACCCGAGCUCCCCCAGCUCGCCUCUCCAUUCACACUCGAACCCUCGACCUCUCCACCCAGCUCAGCCUCGCCGUCGCCAGGGAGCGGGGCAGCCUGCUCCACCACUCCGGCCGGCGACCGCGCGGCAUCCUGCAGCGAGGUCUGAAUUGGUCAUUAUGGUGAGGAAAAGUGCAGAGAAAAGUUAUGGUCGUAUGGCUGCAUGCACAUCAAGUCCUGAACCCUCAGAAAAUAACCCAAGGCAGAAUUUCCGUUUAGGAGAUAUAACAUGGGUUAAGCAUGAUGGCUCCUCAUGGUGGCCAGCCCAGGUCAUUGAUGAAGCAUGUGCCAGUAGCAAGGCCAAGAAGAAGACCAGCCAUGACGCUCUGGUUCGACUGUAUGGCACAUGCCUAGACUUGUAUGUUGACCCUUGGAAGUCUAACAUGGAAUUCGAAAUGUUUCUGAAGAAAGAAAAUAAGACAGCCAUGGAAGCAUUCCAUGAGGUGCUUCAGAAGGAGCUCUCUCAUUUUAAGUCGGCCAGUGAUGACGAGGAGGAAGCUGUCAACAUAAAAGCCAAGACGUCUACUAAGAAAGUCAGAAAGCAAGAAGCCUUAGAGCAGGACCAAGAAGUUCGGAGCAAUGCAAAAGGUGGAGGUGCUGCUCAGAAAGGAAAAAAGCAGAAAGGUGUGAGGCAAGCAAGUGCUCUUGACAAAGCUUUGAGUAUAGAUUCUGCUGAAGGUUUAAGAGAUAAGACACCCAAGCAAGCUUCUGCUGUGCGAGAUAAAAAGAGUGGUAAGAAGGCAUCAUCAGGAACAUCGGUGGCCAAAAAGGAAGGAUCCUCAAAGCGGUCGGGCCGUACCAAUCUGAAGGAAUAUUCAGAUGCGGCGGAGGACAGCACAUCACAGCUCCAUGUUUCAAGCGCAAGUGAAAAUGCAGCUGAAGCAGGAGACAUGACAUCCGUGAAUCGAAGCCAGCACAAAACUGGUUUGACGGUCGAAGGAACCCACCGGAAGAUAAAAGCUAUGGUCAGGGAUAUACUGCUGGGGGACGUCAUAGACAAGCAGCUUGCUGCUGAAAUGGCAUAUGUGGAUGAAGUGAUCUUUGGAAUCUGUGAAGCUACCGAGGCAAAGGCGACUGCUGCUACUACUACUGAGACAGAGGGUGGACUAAGCACCAAGCGGGCCGCUAGUGGGCUGGAGGCUGACUCAAGCCGUGCUGCGAAGAAGAAACCUAGAAAGGGCAAGGCGGCAAAGCCGGAGACCAAGGACCCCAACUCUUCUCCUAGCAGGGGCGCGGGGGGAUCGGAGCAGCGUAGCGCGCGCCAGAUCAAGAUCAUGCAGAGCCUGGGCCUGAUCGCGCCGUUGGGAUCUCCGUUCGACGUGAAGGGUUCUGCUGCAGUCGCCCGUUGAUGAUAUUUUGUAAGCACACCAUUGGUUCUGUAUGGAAACCUGUAGUUAUGGUGCCUACCUGAUCUACCUACUAGUUUACUAGUGCCAAUUUCUGUUCUUGUUUACGGAAGAUUUGGCCCGGACAUAGCUGCUGCGCACGUAAGCGCACAGUUAGUUCUAUCUGUAUCAGCGCAAAGACGAGCCGCAGUCGCUCAGCGCUGUACCGAAUUGAUUAUUAAGAUAUUAAGUCGCGACUUGGAUUA
Molecule: messenger RNA, 1648 nt
Organism: Triticum urartu
Lineage: Eukaryota; Viridiplantae; Streptophyta; Magnoliopsida; Poales; Poaceae
Source: RefSeq, a predicted model, not a curated record